This is a messenger RNA of Eptesicus fuscus (big brown bat), 1002 nucleotides long. It is a transcript of the gene VSNL1, whose product is annotated as visinin like 1. Gene Ontology annotation, molecular function: calcium ion binding. NCBI's taxonomy places the organism in Eukaryota, Metazoa, Chordata, Mammalia, Chiroptera, Vespertilionidae. The record is from RefSeq and is a predicted model, not a curated record. The transcript is spliced from 4 exons. The coding region runs from base 333 to 908 and encodes 191 amino acids.
CCGGAGGGGCGGGGGGAGGAGGACCGGGAGCCGGUGCCUGGCGAGGCGGCCGCUCGCGCGCCUGCGCACCCAGCUCCAGCGGCCCCAGGUUUUCUAUGGGAUUCCCAAUCCGCAGCAGCGAUUCACCCGAGCGUGCAGCUGCGGCCGGCGGGCUCGGAAGGCGCGAUUCCAGAGGGAUUUAAGCAGCCUAGAGCUCCGGAGGGGGGGACCAGAGCGCGGCUUCCCCACGGAGACGCCUUCACCCUUUUGCUGGAAUUCAAUAGAAAUAGAGAAAGAGCUGCCGAGUUUGGCCGUUUUCGUUAAGUCGCCGUGCGCAGCGCUGUAACUGCAAAAUGGGGAAGCAGAAUAGCAAACUGGCUCCCGAGGUGAUGGAGGACCUGGUGAAGAGCACAGAGUUUAACGAGCAUGAGCUCAAGCAGUGGUACAAAGGGUUCCUCAAGGACUGUCCAAGCGGGAGGCUGAACCUCGAGGAAUUCCAGCAGCUCUAUGUGAAGUUCUUCCCGUACGGGGACGCCUCCAAGUUCGCCCAGCACGCCUUCCGCACCUUCGACAAGAACGGGGACGGCACCAUCGACUUCCGAGAGUUCAUCUGCGCCCUGUCCAUCACGUCCAGGGGCAGCUUCGAGCAGAAGCUGAACUGGGCCUUCAACAUGUACGACCUGGACGGCGACGGCAAGAUCACGCGCGUGGAGAUGCUGGAGAUCAUCGAGGCUAUCUACAAAAUGGUGGGCACUGUGAUCAUGAUGAAGAUGAAUGAGGACGGCCUUACUCCUGAGCAGCGGGUAGACAAGAUUUUCAGCAAGAUGGAUAAGAACAAAGACGACCAGAUUACACUGGAUGAAUUCAAAGAAGCGGCCAAGAGCGACCCUUCCAUUGUACUACUUCUGCAGUGUGACAUUCAGAAAUGAGCUGAGGUCAACGCUAUGGACUGCAUAAGUUUCAAUGUUCCAUUCAAUCUGCAGCUAUCUCUCUCUCUCUCUCUCACUCUCACUCACACACACA